AGCUGGAUUCACCUGCGCUGCACUUUCUCCCAUGGCUCCUGCAGAUUCUCCAGCCUCCUUUCCUCUGUGUGUGUGUCUGCUGCUGGCCUCUGGCUUUGCCCAGGCAGGCAAACUGCUGGUAGUCCCCAUGGAUGGGAGCCACUGGUUCACCAUGCAGAUGGUUGUGGAAAAGCUCAUCGACAAUGGACAUGAGGUAGUGGCAGUUGUGCCAGAGGUGAGUUGGCAACUGGGAAAAUCUCUGAAUUGGACAGUGAAGACGUACUCAACUUCUCACACUCUGGAGGAUUUGAACCAUGAGUUCAAGGUUUUUAUGGGUGCUCACUGGAAAGCUCAGGAGAGCAGUAUGUUUUCUCUAUUACAACACUCAUCCAAUGUUUUUUUUGAAUUGUGGUUUUCACAUUGUAGGGAUUUAUUUAAUGACAAGAAGUUAGUGGAGUACUUGGAGCAGAGUUCUUUUGAUGCUGUGUUUCUGGAUCCUUUCGAUGUGUGUGGCUUAACUGUUGCCAAGUACUUAUCACUCCCAUCCGUGGUCUUCAGCAGGGGAAUUUUUUGUCACUAUCUUGAAGAGGGUGCCCAGUGCCCCAGCCCUCCUUCUUAUGUUCCCAGAAUUCUCUCAAAAUUUACAGACACCAUGACUUUCAAGGAGAGAGUGUGGAACCACCUAUCCUACAUGGGGGAACAUGCAUUUUGCCCUUAUUUUUUCAAAACUGCUACAGAAAUUGCCUCUGAAGUUCUCCAGACCCCAGUGACUAUGGAUGACCUCUUCAGUCAAGUGUCCAUUUGGUUGUUACGCACUGAUUUUAUCUUGGAGUUCCCCAGACCUGUGAUGCCCAACAUAGUCUUGAUUGGCGGGAUCAACUGCCACCAGGGAAAGCCACUUUCCAAGGUAUGUUAUGUCUCCAUUAGCACAUGA
Messenger RNA from Phodopus roborovskii (desert hamster), 913 nucleotides. RefSeq names its product UDP-glucuronosyltransferase 1A8-like. Gene Ontology annotation, molecular function: UDP-glycosyltransferase activity. Bases 32 to 913 code for a protein of 293 amino acids. The transcript has a single exon. The record is from RefSeq and is a predicted model, not a curated record. Lineage: Eukaryota; Metazoa; Chordata; Mammalia; Rodentia; Cricetidae.